Molecule: messenger RNA, 2995 nt
Organism: Daphnia carinata
Lineage: Eukaryota; Metazoa; Arthropoda; Branchiopoda; Diplostraca; Daphniidae
Exons: 6
Coding region: 413-2191 (592 amino acids)
Source: RefSeq, a predicted model, not a curated record
UGCAAGAGCUCAGUCGUCGAGUUGGCCUGCUAGUGAGCAGACGUACAAUUUUCUCUCUGCGGUUUUCGCUCCUUUUUUCCCCAACAUUUCGUUUCUCACCAACUUUGGGCUGCACCUCGGUCGAGAUUGAGCCUUCGGCUUGUAUUGCUAGCACGCUCGUCCCUUUUCUUCGGUGUUUGUUUUUUUUUUUUUUCGUCGGGAACUUGGUACCAUUUGCCGUGGCGUUCUCUUCGAAUGUUUGACAUUACUUCAUAGUCAUCGAACCGAUACAAACGAUUUAUCCUGUGGCGUCAUUUGUCGGUAAUGCUGUGUCUGGAUGUGCCUGUCUACAAAGGAUCUUGAGAUAUUGUGAAUCACCGUGACAGUUGAAAGAGUGCCAUCGUCAUCGCCUCUCUUUUGUACCGCUAACACCAUGGCCAUCAUGCUCUCGUACUUCAAGCCGAGCGUCAUGAUUUUCCACCGGCGGAUGCUCAUACGAGCAUCGCUCUUCCUCAAUUUCUGUGUCUUGACUUACGUUGCCUUACAGGCCGCUCAAAACAGUGGCACCGGUGGCGGCAAUGGUGCGGGAGGAGGCAGUGGCGCAGGAGGAAUAAGCACUGUUUAUUCAGACAAUGUCAAUCUGCCGUCCGGUGUCCAAAUUGUCUACAACAACAACAACAAUAACAACAACAAUAACAACAACAACGCAGAAACGGAAACGGCCGUCCGAGACGCACCUGCCUCUACCAACAUACUUUUAUCUUCCUCGCCGUCUCAGUUCUCCACUUUGGAGGUGGAAACUGAGCCCAGUUCGACUACGACCGGUGACCAGCAACAACUUCAGGCCGGUAGCACAUUGGCCGAGACGACCGACCCUCCGCGUCCCUCCGAUCUUGGUAUCGAUUGCCAGGAUCGCGAAAGGCACUUUAGCUACUCGCAGCGCGGAUCUUACUGGAUUUUGAACCACUACGUUCCAGCUGAGAAGCCGUACCGCUGCAAUGAAUCCAUCACGUACACGACGCACGGCGACAUCACCUUCUUGGACAACAUCGUGCCGCUGGCCAGACGCUGGGACGGUCCACUGUCCGUCGCCGUUUACACUCCGGGAAGCGACUACGAAUCGGCGAUCCGUAGCAUGGCCUAUUUGCGCCAGUGUACGGGCCCAGAUAUCCGACAAAGGGUCUCUUUCCAUCUCGUGUUGGACGAGCGCCAUUUCCCGGGCGUCUUGCGCAAACUCCACUCGCAACAAGGACCUCCGACCACACGGCCACCGCUACUCACCGUACCCAUGGCUGGUGUCUCCACUGCUACGCCCGACGUGCACGACAACAAACGAGUCGUCAUGGCUCGGUCAUCCAAUGGACAAGCUGUUCUGCGUGUCAAGCGCUCAGAUUCCCGGCAGUCAAACCAAGCGAAAGAAACAACUGCUGCUGAAUCAAACAAUGUGGAAGUGGACACGGAUGGGCUGCCGAUCGUCGACUGUGACCAGCCAGCCCCUUGGUCGACUCCUCCGCAGAAAACCUUCAAACAGACGAUGAAUUUGACGUACCCCGUGAACCUGCUACGCAACGUUGCCCGGCAAAACGCUCCGACGCAUUACAUCUUGGCAUCAGACGCGGAAUUGUACCCGAGCCUUGACAUGGUACGACUCUUCUUCGACAUGUUGCGUCGCAACGAGUCGGUUCUUCACCUAGGACGACCCAAAGUGUUCGUCUUGCCCAUCUUCGAAGUGUACAGCAAUCAGACCGUGCCGUCGUCAAAGACGGAACUGGUUGGGAAACUUAAGGCCGGUCUAGCGGUUCCGUUCCACCAGAAAGUCUGUUCGUAUUGCCACUCCGUUCCGAAAUCGAAAGAAUGGCUAGUAGCCAACGUCACAGAUGGCCUCCACGUCUUCCACAUUGCCAAGCGGCACAAGCCUUACCAACGAUGGGAGCCCAUCUACAUCGGCACACAAGACGAUCCGCUCUAUGACGAGCGACUCACGUGGGAAGGCAAAAGCGACAAAAUGACGCAGGGUUAUGCGCUGUGUGUGCUGGACUACGACUUCAUGAUAUUGGACAACGCCUUCCUAGUGCAUCGACCCGGUGUCAAAAUUCCCCGUCGAGAGCCACUAAGAGAUGCCAUGGCCAAGAAACAAUCCGCCAUCAUCCGAUCGGCGAUAUUCCGAGAGCUCAAAGUCCUUUACGGCCAAAACAGCAACUGCGUUCUCUAAUUCGAUUGUAUCUAUGCAGUGUCAUUCAUUUUUUUUUUUUUUCAAAUUUGUUGUACAUAAGGGAAUUUUGGCAUCGAAGUUUUCUUCUUUCUAUUUUUUUUUUGUUUGUUUUUUUAGAUUAUGCUGCCAGAAAUGGCCAACUAUCCCUACGUUGCUUUUAAGUUUUCUAUUUUUUAUACUGCAAAAUCUCCCUCCCCCUCAUAAAGUUAAAUAAAAAAAAAAUAAGGCUUUUUAUUCAUUUGCCGGAUUUGAGGCGUUGAACAACUUGGGAUUCUAAUGGGUUGCUCAAGUGGAAGUGGUACAUCUAGCCAAUAAUUGCUGACUUUCGUGCCGUAGUGUCCUGUCAACAGAUUUCUGUUCAUUUGCCUUCGAGAAAUAGCGUCCAUGCGAGAAAAGCUCUGCCGUUCAUUAUGUAAUAAACGGCUGGAGAAUAUGCUGACAUGUCACCUUCCCUUAGGCCUCCCUAGUGCCUGUUUAAGUAUUUGAAAAAUGGAAACGUCAUAGAAAAUAAUUGAAUGUACAACUGAGAGUAUGAUUUCAUUAUGUGUGACUGAUAUCGUGUGUGCUUACUGUGAUGUCAAACCUUGAAAUAUUGAUCAGUGAAGGUCUUCUCUCCGACCAAGAAAAAAAAAAAAAUAGUUUACUUUUUUUCUCUUUUUUUUCAUGAGAAGAAAAUUGCAAAUGUUUCAUUUCGCACGCUGAUACAUAUAUUCUCCGUACGACUGCGUUUGUCAUUCCGGUUAUGCUGAAAGUAUGUCUUCUUUGUACAACGGUGAAUAUAUUUGCUAAAAGGCUACACAGAAA